AUGCUCAAAAUGUCCCGGCACAUGUUUUUGUAUUCGGUGCUGCUCCUUCUCUGCGCGCUGUUGGUGUGCUGCGGCGGUACGGCUGUGUACGGUGAGGAGGGAAAUACGCCAAAGGAAGCGCAAACACCAGAGGCUGUUGAUUUUUUUGUGCCGUAUCGAACGAUUGUGGAAACAAGUGCUGGAAGUGGAACGAGGGUCUUCUUUGUCUCACCUUCUCUCGUCAGUGCUGGUGGAGUUUUGGUUGCGCUUGCCAAGACCCAGGCCAGAGCUCUAUCCUCCGAUAAAUAUCGUACUUCGAUCGUUUAUGCUGAUGUUGUGGCGGGGUACAUUGACACUGCGGAGAACUGGUCGUCUUUUGUUGCUGAGGUCAGCGCAAACGAAUGGAGGGCGCACAGCAUCUUUAACACGACGAUGCGUGAGGAGUAUAUGUCCUAUGCAAUAUACGCGGUCCGACCCACAACAACUGCAAAGGGCAACAAGGUCUUUCUACUGGUGGGAGACUCUUAUGAGAAGUAUGAUCCUUCGUUGAAGAAGUGGAUUAAAGUCUCACAGGGUCUUGAUUUGCUCGUGGGUGAGGCCACGCAAGAGAAAGUCAUCCAAUGGGGCAAACCCACCUCGCUUUUGCCACAGAUCGAACCAUCUGCUAAACAACGUGGCGUGGACCAGUUUGUUGGUGCUGGUGGUUCAGGCGUUGUGAUGGGGGAUGGCACGCUUGUGUUUCCUGUGACCGCGAGAAGGACAAAAGAGAAUGACACUGUGUCCAUGAUCAUUUAUUCGAAGGACGACGGCAAAAAUUGGGUGCUUUCACAUGGGAUGCUCCCCGUGGGGUGCACUGACCCCCUCAUCGUUGAGUGGGAGCAGGGGCAGCUUGUCAUGGUUGCCAAAUGCGAUUCGCUCUCCAAGGUGUUCGAGUCGAGGGACAUGGGGGCAACGUGGAGGGAGGCUGUCAGGACACUCACACGCGUGCAGCCCAUGUUGUUACCAAACUCUUUGCGAACAGCUGAGAGAGUGGGGUCCCUCACCACUGCGACCAUUGCUGCAAAGAAGGUCAUGCUGUACACUCAGAAAGGGAUUCCCCCUGGGGCCAAGGUGCAAGCCACCGCGCUCUACCUUUGGGUCACUGACGACAGCCGCACGUUUUACCUCGGGCCCAUUUCCAUGGACACUACAGAGAAGUGGACGUCUGACAACGCUCUGCUGCACUCUAACGAUGCGUUGCACCUUUUACAGGAGGAACUCAGUGAAACGACCACAGCCCUGAUUUUUUCCUCCCUAACGGAGGAGCUGAAGACGAUUACGUCCGUCUUGGAGACUUGGGCAAAACUGGACUCCUUCCUCUCCAACUCCUCUGUGCCCACGACCGGUCUGGUUGGAUUCUUGUCGGAUGCAUCGGGUGAAGGAACUUGGAACGACGCGUACCGUUGCGUGAAUGCAACUGUGACGAAUGCAACGAAGGUCGAAAAUGGCUUUAAGUUCACGGAGUAUGGGUCAUACGCUGUGUGGCCGGUGAACAUGUGGACGCAUCAUUAUGUGCACGGCUUUGUGAAUCACGCGUUUACGCUUGUGGCAAUGGUGAUGAUUCAUAAGGUUCCGAACGAGAUCGUUAUUCUGUGCGUGCGGGCCUGGAGGACCGCAAAAAUACGGCGUUUGUGGGGUUGUCGUACACAACGAAGAAACAGUGGGGGACAGUCCUCAACGGCAUGA
Messenger RNA from Trypanosoma rangeli, 1704 nucleotides. RefSeq names its product group II trans-sialidase superfamily. The record is from RefSeq and is a predicted model, not a curated record. Gene Ontology annotation, biological process: oligosaccharide catabolic process; ganglioside catabolic process. Gene Ontology annotation, molecular function: exo-alpha-sialidase activity. Lineage: Eukaryota; Euglenozoa; Kinetoplastea; Trypanosomatida; Trypanosomatidae. Gene Ontology annotation, cellular component: intracellular membrane-bounded organelle; membrane; cytoplasm. The coding region runs from base 1 to 1704 and encodes 567 amino acids. The transcript has a single exon.